AACAGAAUUUUGUUGGAAUUUUGAUUGGUCGCCGGACUUCCGAAGACUUCCAAAUUUUCGCCACUGUUUUCCGAUCAAAUUCUUUUAUUUCCAUUCGCAGAAGGGUUUCACCAGACAGAUAAAUGUCUGCAAGAGGACAUGGACUGCCAGGUUAUGGGAGCCGAUCGACCCAAACUGACGGGCUGAUCCGCCAUGGGUUAUACUCUGUAGGAAACGGCAUAGAGUCACAACACUCUGAGCGUGGAGAUAGCAAACUAGUGGCUCAGUCAGCUGAAUUAGAAAGGCUUGUUAGUGACAACAAGAGACUAGCAACUGCUCAUGUGGCCUUAAGGCAAGACUUAGCAGCCACUCAACAAGACAUUCAAAAACUCAGGGCGCAUAUAGGAAGCAUCCAGACAGAAAGUGACCUCCAGAUUCGAAUAUUUUUGGAGAAAAUGACAAAAAUGGAGGUUCAUCUUCAGGAUGGUGAGAGUGUGAAGAAGGAGCUACAGAAGGCGCACACUGAGGCUAGGGCUUUAGUCGUAACUAGACAGGAGCUGAUCGAUCAAGUUACAAAGGCUACCCAGGAAUUGGAAAAGAUCCGUGCUGAUGUGAAAAAUUUACCCAUAUUGCAAGUUGAACUUGAUGGCUUGAGAAAGGAACACCAAAAGUUACGGUUGACUUUUGAGCAUGAAAAAGGCUUAAACAUGGAGAAAGUGGCACAAAUGGAAGUGUUGGAGAAAGAUCUUGUGGGGAUGGCAAAAGAGGUGGAGAGGUUACGAGCUGAGGUUUUGAAUGCCGAGAAGAAAGCAACUGCACCAAACGUGUACGGUGGGCCCUAUAUGACGCAAGAAUCAUAUUCUCGACCACUUCCACCACCUCCACCACCUCAUAUGCAUACUAGUGUAAGUGGCUAUGUUGAUGGGUACGGAAAUCAUCAUCAUGUCCAAAUGGGUGUUGGUGGAGGUCACCCUGGAGUAAUUGUUCCAGGUAGCAAUCCACAAUGGAGACCGCCGGUAAUGGUGCCUUAUGGUGCACCCCACCCUGGCCCAGUUGGUCCAGGCAGCAAUCCACAAUGGGGAGGACAACCGUAUGACCACUCUUACUCUAGAACCUGAACAGACAGACAAAUGCAAUGUAGGUUUUUUUCAGUCUUGCUUUUGUGCUAUAUGCAGAUCUUACCCUGUUUAUUCAAGAAAAUGUACCCCCUAACCCCAGCAACUUAUACAGUGUUAUGAAAGGUAUUUAGAUUUGCAGAAUCAUGGAUCUGAUUUUAGUUUCA
Erigeron canadensis is the source of this 1261-nucleotide messenger RNA. Its product is annotated as protein FLX-like 4. The record is from RefSeq and is a predicted model, not a curated record. NCBI's taxonomy places the organism in Eukaryota, Viridiplantae, Streptophyta, Magnoliopsida, Asterales, Asteraceae. The transcript has 4 exons. Bases 123 to 1097 code for a protein of 324 amino acids.